Physcomitrium patens is the source of this 3305-nucleotide messenger RNA. RefSeq lists its product as uncharacterized. Lineage: Eukaryota; Viridiplantae; Streptophyta; Bryopsida; Funariales; Funariaceae. The record is from RefSeq and is a predicted model, not a curated record.
AAAGUGAUUUAUUCAUUUAUUUCAAAUCAGACACAAUUGAAAAUUAUAGUGUCCGAUCUGAAAGAAAAAAGAAAAAAGAAAAACAUUUUUGAUAAAUUUAGAAAACAAUUCUUAGGUAAAUAUUUAGAACAUAAAAUUGUUCUAUAAUGAUACACAUUCAGUGCUAUUUUAUACUGAAUAUACGCUUCUUUUUAGGUAUUUUUAUCCUUGUAAUAAUAUAUGUAAAUUUUAACACACUUUUUUUAAAAAUAUAUUUCUUACACACAAGACCUAAAUUUUUUUAUGAUUUGAACAUGAAACAAAUAAUUAAGAAAAGAUCGUAAAUUCCAAAAAAGACAGUGAAUAAUUUAAUCAAAAUAUAUGAGAACCUUCCAUUGCACAAACGUUUGCAAAUACAGUGAAAACAUAACAUCAACAAUCAAAAUUGUAUCAAACAUAAAUUCAAAGAAAAGUGAAAAGUGUCUAUUUUGAAUUUCCAUGCCUCAUUUUCAAAUGCACUGUAUGGAAUCAACACACAGGCAUAUUAUUAUACAAAAGAAAAACAUUAUUCUUUAGAAAUUUGCAUGAUAAAAACAUGGUGGCACCAGGAGUAUUUUCAAAUGACCAUAGAAGGCCCCAUUCUGUCAUGGAGGUGUCCAAUUGCAAUCCAAGUGGACAACAAAGACCCAGAUCUGCGAUGGAAGUGUCUUAUUGCAAUGGAAAUGGACAAAGAGAAUGUCCUCAAAGGCCACCAGAAAAGCCUCGACCUUCUACGGCACAUUCAAUGUGUCCCACUUCGGCUGAUAAGGAAGCCUUACUUGAUGAGUUGCAAACCCUAAAAAAUGCUUUUAUGGAUCAAGAGUACCACAUGAAACUUCAUAUUCAACAUGCUCUAGAGAUUGAAAAAGAAAACAAGAAUCUUGAAAAUAGUGUUGAAAGUCUUGAAUUAGCAUUUGGAUUAGAAGCUCCUCGGAUGGGAGGGGAGUUCAGAUUGAUUGCAAAACUUUUAGGUUUGAAAGCACGUUUGCGUGAGAAACAAAUCAUAUGUAAUAGUCAAGAAGUUGAAAUUGGUUUACUUCGUAAAGACAUACGUGUGACUCAUUGCCGAGAACUUGAGAUUGAACGCGAUUUCUUUGCAAAAGAAGUUGGCACAUUACAAAAAAUCACAACAGGACUUCGGCGUAUAUUUGCCAAAGUCAGCAACGGAAACAAAGAAAUCAGAAAAUUACGUGAAAGGAUCAAGAUAUUGAAAAGUUCACACGAAGAAACAAAGCAAAAAAUAAACACUAGGAAGGAAAAUAUCCAGCAAGCGAAAACAGAGAUCGAGGAAUGGAACAAAGUGAGCUCGGAAUCGAAAUCAGCCGUGAAGAGUGUGGCAUCGAAGCUCGCGGAGCUUCAGAGCCACUCCGAGGUGCUUACAAAACUGAAGCACCAGGUCGAUUGCGAGACGAAGAGUUUUGAGCACCAGAUUGCGAAGGCACAGGAUGAGACUCGGUACAUCGCCCGGGAGAAGAUUGCAGCUCAGCGAAGAGCCGAAUCUUCUCAACUUGUAGGGACCCCCAAUGGAAGGAUCAGUCCAUCAGGGAGAGCCGGAAAGAGAAUGAAGGUGCCCGAUCGGCCCAGUUCGCCGAACGCAGAUGCAAUGGCGAAGCUGGAGCGGGAGUUUCUGCAGCAAGUCCAAUCUGCCGCUGGUGAGUUCGUUGACACGGCUCCUGCAUCUCAACCCCCGUCGCCUCGAAACGAGGAUCAGCUCCAAGAACAACAUCUCACCUUCGAGGCCCAACGAGAGUUUUUCACGAACAAAGUCGACGACGCCGAGACCCGGUUUCGGCAGGCUAUGGAGGAGAUUGAGUAUGGGAAACCGAGAUCGACACUGAGUGCACACGCUGAGGCGGCGAGGAAACUAGCCGCAGCGGAAGCCGCGCGACUGAAGGCUGAAGCUCUGGCGAUAGAAGCACAGGAACAGGCGAGGAGGUUGGAGCAUCAAGCGAAGAGAAUUCAAGAGCAAGCUAUGGAGCAGGAGACGAGGUUGCUUGAUCAAACGAAGGGAUUGCAGGCCGAAUUGGACCGACUGAGGGCCAUGGGAUCAGGCGACAAGAGGUGGAAAAGCGAGAAGGUGACCAUCAUGGUGGGAGAGCUAGUUCUCCCGGUAAAAGACUACAACGUCCAAGUUAAAGACCACGGCGUAGAGAUCGACGUCGACGUAGACAUCCACCACACUACUGCAUUCGGCAACGCCGACACCGCUCAACUAGCGGCUCUGAGGGACGAAAGAGCAUCCGCGGAAGCUGAGGCGAGACGUCUAGACAGUCAACUAGAGCGGACACUGGAGGAGCGGGACAGACUAGCCAUGGAACUCGCUGCGCUGCAAGGCAUGAGCACGAAAAGCAAGCGAUGGGAAUCCGAGGUAGUAUCAGUGGUUGUGGGAGGCAAGGCGCUUCCGCCAUUGGGAUAUCAGCUCAAAGUUCGAGACGAAGGCUCCCAGCUCGUGAUCGACGUACAAAUCCCCAACGUCAGCGACGCAAGAAGCGCGGCACCGGUGGACGAAGUCACAACGAGCGCGAGCAAUGCUUCAGAUCAGCGAGCUCCUCUGCUAGACGAUCAAUCGAAGCAAGCCAUCAACGCCAACAUCCAGGAUGUGUUGCAGUAUCUAGAAAACAUAUCCGACGUAGUUUCAUCGCAUUCUUCUCCUUCUGGGCCCAGUUCCAGCAACGGCGAUGGUACUGGCAACAGCUGAAGCGCAAGCUCAUCGCCAAAGCUCUGCAUGGUUUGCAUGGGAUUGGUGUAGCGUAAACAUGCUUUUGCUUAUAGGAUUCCCAGGUACUUUUGCCCAUUUUGCUUUCUUGCUUUUAGGGUUUGGGUUUGUGGGUUGCUCUUGCCAAGCUGCAUCCUGUUGCUUUGGAGUUGCGUUGCGUGGUGAAUCGAUAGAGCGUUGGGUUUGCUUUUGUUGGCCAUGGUUUUGAUGCUCAAAGAAGUAUAGCUAUGUGGGGUUUUUGAGUGGUAGAAGAGGCUUAUGUUGAUACUAUGCUUAAGUGUUUAAUGCUCUUGGGUUUACCUGUUUGUGGUUUUUCUUAUAAGGAAUUGGGUCUUGCUUUUUCUAGCUCAAACAUCAAGUGUAUCUACAAAUGAAGUUUUUUUUUAACUUUAUCAACUUUUGAUGAAUAAUGUGUGUGUGUGUGUGGUAAUGCAUAUUAGAUAUCAGAGGUCAGUUUAAGAUGUUAAUGAUUUAUUUUUAAGGUUUAAUUAGAUUAAUAUGUUGAAUGAAUUUGAACUAACUAGAUAUGAUUUUAGCCACAUUGGAUACUAAAAAAAUUAUCCAAACUUGA